AUGCAUGUUAGUAGAAGCACAAACGCCAUAGCCCAGCCAAGAAUAGCCUACCAGUACAGGCCCAAGAAAGGAGCCGGAAUUUUGCUUCAGAGUCAAGUUCAAGUAGUGCGCCGGCGCAAUGAGAACCGGGUUGACCGGGCAUUUCGACAAAAGAAAAACAACCGGAAGUUCCUUAAAGCAGACAUGUUAAUUGGCACAAAGUCCGCAAUGGAUGGGACCCCCCUUGGUCCCCCUGAUAAAAAUCAAUUGUGA
Dovyalis caffra is the source of this 252-nucleotide messenger RNA. The record is from the annotation of a GenBank genome assembly. NCBI's taxonomy places the organism in Eukaryota, Viridiplantae, Streptophyta, Magnoliopsida, Malpighiales, Salicaceae.